Messenger RNA from Rhinocladiella mackenziei CBS 650.93, 1290 nucleotides. RefSeq lists its product as uncharacterized. The record is from RefSeq and is a predicted model, not a curated record. Bases 1 to 1290 code for a protein of 429 amino acids. The transcript has a single exon. Gene Ontology annotation, molecular function: DNA-binding transcription activator activity, RNA polymerase II-specific. Lineage: Eukaryota; Fungi; Ascomycota; Eurotiomycetes; Chaetothyriales; Herpotrichiellaceae. Gene Ontology annotation, biological process: regulation of transcription by RNA polymerase II.
AUGGCUCGCUCUAGGAAGUGCGAAUUCGCCACGACCAAACGCCCCCCCGGAGAGGGCGACGGACCUGCACAUAAAGGUUCUCGGUCUCAGGCGGUGAAUAUGGAUGACUUCCCAAUGUGGCCCACAACCGCCGCCCUCAGCUCUGAGUACACCCUUGGUAUCCACGUCUUCGCCACCGUCAUAGCUCGAUUCACCAAUGCCUCCAUUCGGAAUGGCAGCAGUCCCAACAGUCUCGCUCAUAUUCUCCGACACUUUGAGCACGCCGGCUGCAGGACUCUCUCCUCUUACACUGGGCAACGAAUCCUCCAUGAUGACGUCCCAUCGAUGCUCACCUCCUAUCCCUUCCUCAUGCAUGCCGUACUGGCAUUCUCCGCUUUUCACUUGCGAUAUCUUGCAGCUAAGCAUCACAAUCGUCUCAACGACACCUUCUACGGUCCUUUGACCCUAACAUCCUCCUACCAUAGCCAACGAGCCCUCGAACUCUAUGGUGAAUGCAUUCAAUCGUACCGCUCCAUCGACCCUUCCACGUCCGGCUCUGCCUUGGAAAUGGACGCCUUAUUCGCUGCCUGUAUAAUACUAACCUCCCUAUUCUAUCACUACGACAUCGACUUUCACUCUCACUCGCUCCAAUCCACCUCGACCAUCAUCUCCUGGACAAUAACCAACCCAAUCCCCAUCCCCUUUGGGACGCGGUUCAACCCUUGCUAUGACCCCCAAAAAACCAAUCACAACGUCGACUGGCUCAUCAACGUGACCGGCGUCUCGAUCUUACUGCAGCAGAUGCACUUUCAGGAGAACGUGUGGAAAAGCAAGUGGUUGCCGUUCUUUCUAGAGGCGAGCCCAGAGCAUGCCAGCGGGCCCGCCGCUGCAGACCACCACCAGUACGCCUUGCCUUAUCUCUACGCAUUCGUUCGCGAUUCCCCGCUCGCUUCUAUCUACGCCCCCGCCCUCACAGUCCUCCGACCUUUACUGUCAUUAGACCCUACCGACCUCUCCAACUUCAGUCCACUCAUCUCCCUCCCCGGUCGGUUGUCACCGCAUUUCAUCAACCUCAUGCGCCAGCAGGACCCUGCCGCGGUGUUGCUCCUAGGAUACUGGUUCGGGAUCUUGGAGCGGGUGCCGCAUUGGUGGUGCAGCGAACGGGGGAAGGUGGAGGUGGAGGCGGUGCUAGGAUUUCUGGAGAGGGUCGUGGAGAGGUGGGAGAGCGAGGCGCAGAAGUUGUGGGACGGGGUGAGAAAGUUGCGGAGGGCUGUUGAGGAGUUUAGGUGGUGGAGGGACAGACAAAGAUGA